ACAACUGCGAUGUCUACUUAAUAGUAGAUAGUCAUAUAUGCCACCCUUUCAAAACUCUAUUGCAUCCUUCAUCAGUGGCGCGAAAGGCUAGCAUAGCGGGGGUUGCGCGCGAACCAGCCUCGUUUUCCUUUGAAGUCGACCGUGCUUGUGUGUUGGGCUUUUAGCACUGCUGCCAGGGCGCACGACGGCCUCGGUCGAACUAACAGGCCUAACACGUCACCGUCUGGCUAUUGCUGUGCCUAACUUCAUAAAUUUCGUGCCGAGACUCUGGAUUUAGGAGCUAUACAAGACGUUGCAGGAAUCGAGGUCUAAUUCCUGACUAUACAUCUCUGGGUCUCACGAGGGCCGAGCUUGUCAAGGGGAGUUGCACUGACUUCGCCUUGGGAAAUCAUUGCGCUUUGACUGCUUUGAUACUUGUUUACCCAAUAAGACCUUGUGACAACGCCAUGUUCCACUCAGCAAAACCAUACUCGGCUGUGACCGUUCAGAUUGAGGUGCUCACCGGUGAGCAAUACGAGAUUGAAGACUCGAGUGGAAUUGUCGAUCUCAUCGAAGCGAUUCGCAUUCAGAGCAGCGGACCGACUGAAGCAAGUCGUGCGUUGCGUAAGAAACUUAAAUAUGGCAAUCUGCAUCGCCAGCUGAGAGCUCUUACUAUUCUUGACUUCUUGAUACAGAAUGCUGGAGAUCGAUUUCUCAGAGAGUUCGCAGAUGAACCACUCUUGGAGCGUCUACGAAUCGCAGCCACCGAUCCAGUAUCUGAUCCCUUGGUCAAACAGAAGUGCAAGCAACUCUUCGGGCAAUGGGCAGUAUCCUACAAGGACACGCCGGGGAUGGGAGGGGUGACAGCGCUUUACCGGCAGCUUCCAAAGCGCAAACAACCCGCUACUCAGGCCAAGGCGAAAGUUCUCCGGGAUACUGGUAAUUCGACAAAUAAUGAGCCACAACUGGGCCAUACAGUCUCUAUUUCGGUAGGAAACGGCCCAAGCACUGUCUUGAGCAGUCCCAAGCACAAACAUACAUCGAGCAAAUCUUCUUUCAAGAGAGACAAGAAAGAAAAGGAGAAGAAAAUACAUAAUAGGUCAUUCAGUUUGGAGAGGGAGAAGCCGGAGAUGCUACAGACCCUCGCCUCUUCCUCGGUCGCCAGCACCAACCUUCUGAAUGCGCUGAAGCGUGUAAACCGGGAAACUCACCGGGUGAGCGAGGAUGCAGAGUGUCUCAACCGGUUUGAGACCUGCAAGCUCCUUAGGCGGCAAAUUCUCCGGUACAUUCAGCAUGUCGAGAGCGAGGAAUAUCUGGGAAGUCUUAUCCACGCCAAUGAGGAGUUGGUUACUGCACUUAUGGCGUUCGAAGUCCUGGAUAAGAGUAUAGAUUAUGACAGCGACAGUGACCAGGAUGUACUUGAAAGUGGCUGGACUCCUGAUCGAGACGGUCUCAAUGAAUCGUUUGCCGGACUGGUCGUCAACCCUCCCAAACCUCCUCGGCCUCCUCGCCCUUUGAGCAUAUCCGCACCGUCAUCCUCCCAGCAAAAGUACAUUAGUGCCAGUGAGUCGGAGACGGAUGAGGAUGACGACGACGAGAACAAUCCAUUUGGCGACAGAAACGCUAUCCGCACUCCUGGUCUUGAGAAGACUGAGCCUACAUGGAGAGAAGUUUGAAUCCGUGUUCUCUAUUUCACUUGUAACGCCAUGGCCCCGCUAUACUUCUUAUGUCUCUUAUGAUUAUCCAUGUUCACUAUUUCGACGGUAAUGAGGGGAAUGAAAAUGAAGGGGAGGACGACUAGGAUUCACGGCUUAGAAAAUCGCUCAGGCGGAUUAUACCCGAGUUACUUAUAUCAGCAGCGCUCUUAACAAUUGUAUGGGCUUGAAGGAAUGAAUUUCUAGAAAUGAGGUGGUCUUUGCAAGUCUGCUCUUAUGUAAACUCUCUCGGGGCGUUGGCAGAGCGCAAAUGGAAUAUUCCUUCUAUCAUCGAUUCUCAGUAUCGAGCAGUUGACUGGCAGGAUGUAGUCGCA
Messenger RNA from Aspergillus novofumigatus IBT 16806, 2008 nucleotides. Its product is annotated as LSB5 family protein. The coding region runs from base 447 to 1655 and encodes 402 amino acids. Gene Ontology annotation, cellular component: actin cortical patch. Gene Ontology annotation, molecular function: ubiquitin binding; phosphatidylinositol binding. The transcript has 4 exons. Lineage: Eukaryota; Fungi; Ascomycota; Eurotiomycetes; Eurotiales; Aspergillaceae. Gene Ontology annotation, biological process: endocytosis; actin cortical patch localization; actin filament organization. The record is from RefSeq and is a predicted model, not a curated record.